Messenger RNA from Rhododendron vialii, 891 nucleotides. RefSeq lists its product as uncharacterized. Lineage: Eukaryota; Viridiplantae; Streptophyta; Magnoliopsida; Ericales; Ericaceae. Bases 428 to 865 code for a protein of 145 amino acids. The transcript has 2 exons. The record is from RefSeq and is a predicted model, not a curated record.
CAAUGUGAAUUCCUCCACUGCUUCUCGCUUGAUUACCUUAUGGCUUUAGCCUUAGGGUACAGAAUUGAAAGCGUCUCCAACUUAAAACCUAAUUCCCAGUUUGUUCUGUUUUUGGAGGCAAAUUGUACAAAUUUGGUGUUGUCAUAUGCAAAUUACAAAUUGGAUUCUCUCUUCGUUCUCCAUGCUAUGUUCCAAAUAGACAUUCCUUUCAGUGAAGAAGUAAGUCCUGCUUACAUAGGCCAUUUAGAUUCUUUGUUGAAGAAAUUCUUUCCCACCUCAAUGAUGGGUGAUUUUUAUGUCAAAAUGGUGGUCGUGGGUGGAAGAUUUUGUUCUAAUUCUAUGUUGAUUGGUCAUCUUCGGUCUCGUUUCAAAUGCUCUGUAAACGAAUUUGACCAUAGAACCACUAUUAAGUAAGGAUGCGGCUGCAAUGUGUUGCAACAAGAUUUUGGCUUAUUUGGAGAGUCCUAUCAGAUUUUUUUCUCAGGACGAUGUUUUUGAGAUAAUGAAUAUAAAUGUUAUCUGGGGCAAUAAUUCCUGCAAUAGUUGUUGUGUUGAUCUCACAAACACAUGCUUUGAUGCUUCUCUCUAUCGUGAUGAUGGGAUGCACUUUGUGGAGAUUGAAGCUGGAGAUGAGAUCCAAAUGGCAUUUAAAGCUCGUGUGGAUUGUGUAAGGGAUGAAUUGUUCGGUGAGGAGGAAUAUUCAGAAGCUUUGAAAAUGAAAUGGAGGAACAAUAUCUCGAAUUUCCUGCUGACUAUAAGGCUGAACAUAAUUUGGACUUUGGGCCACGAGCGGUUGAAAACUGGUGCUUAUGUGGCCAACCUAUCUACCCCAAAUGCGCAAGUGGGUGCAGAUGGUGUAAAAUGAAGGGGCUGAAAGAAGGUGAAGUAUGU